GCGAUGACUUUCUCUCCAUAACUUUAAUAAAAGAUUAAUAGAGACUCAUUUCUUAUUACUUCUUUUUUAUUCUGUUUUAUCUAUUUUUAAUAUCUCAAACAUCACAUUUUUGUAAAUGAAUUCUCCUGUUAAUACCAACCAACCCGCUGCUGCUUUCCAAGGUGCCCAUGCUCUCAUGGUUACUUACUCUUCUUCCUCUGAGUCUGAGUCCUCUGGUUCUGAAGCUGGCUCUGGUCAAGAAUCGUCUUCUGGUUCUGGUUCUGAUGUCGUUUACCAUGAUGGUAACGAUUCCGACAGUAUGGAUGUUGAUAACGAGGGUACGCCCGCUACUCUUCAUUCGGGUCAAGGUGAAGAUGCGUCUUCUGUAAGUCCAGUCGUAGACUCUGUUGAAGGGUCGGAUUACGUUGGCCAAAUCAAGGUUUUGCAAAACCAGAUUGAUGGGGAUGCUGCUAAGAUUAUUCAACUCACUGCCGUUGGCGACGAGUUGUUGCAUAACAAGGGCGGUAAUUUCGCUGAAUUGCCAGCAUUAUUGAAUGCUAACCUUGCUAUGAUGGACUAUUUAAAUAAAAGGGUCAGUGGUGCUCAUGAGUCGUUGGUCUCCUUGAAGAAACAAGAAGCCAGUUUACUUGAAGUAACGAAUCGCACGAACAAGCUAUCGAUCAAGGGUUCGAAGAAAAAGGAAUUGGAUCAUACCGCUGUCAAGGCUAAGGAUCUCCCGGUUUUCAACGUUCGACCUAUGAAGGCCCGCAAGAUGAAUGGUGAGGAUGAUGUGAAUGAUGAACACAUGUUGUGCAACUUCGUUUUGGCUUUUGAGAGAGCUUACAAGAAUGAAAACGUCAACGUUAAUAAGCAUUGGUAUCCCCACUUGGAAGACUGUUUGGAAAAGCGUCUGUCCUCUCGCUUCUGGUUCGAUAAGGUAAUCAAGCCUGAGUACAAAGCUGACGAAAAGCUCCACUGGUUGUCCGCCGUCAAGAUGAUGCAAGACCGGUUCGUUAUCUCGUCCGAUAAAGGGAUCCAAAAAGAUAAUGAGGUUUUGUUCGAAAACGGUGCUAUUGGUCCAAAGGAUACUUUGGUGGAAUUUAUCUUCAAGUAUAGCGUCUUGGAGAUUAAUGGUAACAUCUCCACUAAGGACAACUACCUGUUCACGGCGUGCUUUAUCUGGAAAUCGAAGAAUGAAAAGCUCAAGGCGAAGGUAAUGGAUGCAAUGUCCGAGUAUAUGAACAGUACUCAACAAGGUGUGAGUAUCCAUGCUGCAACUACCGACGAGGCCUUUUGCGAGUUCUAUGCUGACUUUGGGAAUGUAACCAAGGCCAUUUACCGUAAAUUGACAAUUCUGGAACAUUGCCUGGAAGAAGAACGAGAAAAAAUUCCUUCUUUUGCUGGUGCUGGUUCCUCGUCUGGUGCAAGCCAUGAAAAGUCCAAGAAAAGAAAGACAAAGAACUCUUCUGGUGCUCGUGUCAGCCCACCUUGGUCUUCUCCUGCUCCUGCUCCUGCUUCUUCUUCUUCGUCGGUUGGAUCGGUAAAAGAUCAUGUGAUCAACUAUGACUUGGUUCGUUUGGAUGAAAUUUACAAGCCUUUCCAUCAUUUGAACGCCGAUGAAAGAAAUUUUCUUUUUAAGAUGAAGAAAUGCUUGAACUGCAUAGUGGCUCCUUUCUCUCCUGCUCACUUGGAGACUUGUCCUGCAAGAAAGCAUUACAAGAAGCACUAAAGUUGAACGGUACGAUGAUGAUGAUGAAGUGAAUUUUGGUGAUGAUGAAGACGAAUUCCAAGCUGUUUAUAGAAGCCUGGACGACUUUAUUUGCACUGUUAAUGAUGAAGUUAAUUUUUCUUAUAAUAAAAAUAUCUUUGCCAUAAAAAUUAAGAA
Messenger RNA from Mucor mucedo, 1864 nucleotides. RefSeq lists its product as uncharacterized. Bases 116 to 1708 code for a protein of 530 amino acids. NCBI's taxonomy places the organism in Eukaryota, Fungi, Mucoromycota, Mucoromycetes, Mucorales, Mucoraceae. The transcript has 2 exons. The record is from RefSeq and is a predicted model, not a curated record.